Molecule: messenger RNA, 128 nt
Organism: Funneliformis geosporum
Lineage: Eukaryota; Fungi; Glomeromycota; Glomeromycetes; Glomerales; Glomeraceae
Source: the annotation of a GenBank genome assembly
UGACAUUGGAAAAAUUAAAGAAACAACAAAAUAAAUAUGCCAAACAUUUUGCAAUAAAAAUGCCGUCACCACCAAGUUUAUUACGAUAUGUUCAAAAUCCUGAAGAUCAAAAUCCCGAAGGAUCAUAA